AUGGCCUUACGAUCCACUUCAUCCAACCAUGUCUAUUUGAACGGCCGAACCCUGGAAGGAGGUGGGCAGCUAGUCCGAAUUGCCAUCGGACUCUCUGCAUUGACUGGCCGUCCAGUUAGUAUUGAUCAUGUUCGCGCGAACAGACAGGGAAAGAAGGGGUUGAAAAGAACCCAUGCAGCAGCAGUGAAACUGUUAGCCGAGAUUAGCGACAGCAAAGUAUCGGGAGGUGAGGUUGGCUCUGAGUACUUGAACUUCUUUCCUCAGUCAACCAAAUCAAAAGACGGACCUCUCCGGGAGUUGUCGCAAGUGAGUAUAAAGUCCGAAUACAACAUCAAGCUCACGACUGCCGGUGCCAUCUUCCUUGUCUUCGAGACCCUCUACCCCUAUCUGCUUUAUGCUGGAUCGCAGGCGGCUGCUCCUUUUGUGAAAGUAAACAUAACUGGUGGAACCAACGCUACUUGGUCUCCAUCAUAUGACUACGCAGCGCAAGUUAUCGCGCCAAAUUUCGCCAAACUUGGACUUCCUCCUUUAUCCAUUGUCCUUCACAAGCGUGGCUGGACAACGGGGCCGGUUGACCUUGGAGAAAUCACCUUUCUUGUAUAUACACUCGCAUCCGAACACAACCCAGAUGGCGUACAUCAGCCUAAGGGGUCAUCGGAAAGAGAUCGGAAUCGGACAGCCGAGGCUCUAUGCAGCUUCCCGCGGAUGAAUUUAAUGGAUCACAAACGCGGAAAAGUCACGCAAAUUGAUAUCACAGUACUCGCACCUGAUCAACCGAUCAUCAGCGGAGACGCAGAAGAGGGAACAGGGAGUACUGUUCGCCAGUUUAUCGAAAAAGUCACCCAACGCACUCUCUGCCUGGAAACCAGAAAGCUCGAUCAGACUAUAUUCGGCAAAUACUCUCCGUCAUCUCCACUCCAAGAGGACACCCUCGGCAAAUCAUCAGCCGAAGAUACACCAGUUCCUAUCAGAAUCCACACAUCGGAAGUUACAUAUCACCGUAGCCACAUAUAUAUCCUUCUUGUGGCCCAUACCUCCUCAGGGUUCAAAAUUGGCCACGAUAUUAUCUGCAGCGAUCGCCUGCCUAGGCCAAAGUACAAGGGGAAACAAAAACACCAGCCAGCCCAUGAUCCUCGGCGUGGUUCUCAAAACAACUUAGCAUUUUCUGCAGCAGCAGAUUUAGUCCACCGAUGCGUGGAAGGAUUUAUACGGGAAAUCUCAAAUGAGAGCCCAAAUACCCAACCAGACCAGAAAAGUCCUUCCACCAGCAAGAGAGCUUGUCUAGAUGCACAUAUGAGAGAUCAAGUUGUUGUUUUCGAGGCACUUGGAAAGGUCUGUCACCCAGGCGAGUAUGAGACCGAAGCAACCGAAACUUUGGAAGACGAGCGAGAUUGGACACUUCACACGAAGACCGCACAGUGGGUAUGUCAGCAGAUGUUGGGUAUCUAA
Messenger RNA from Penicillium griseofulvum, 1449 nucleotides. Its product is annotated as putative RNA 3'-terminal phosphate cyclase. The record is from RefSeq and is a predicted model, not a curated record. NCBI's taxonomy places the organism in Eukaryota, Fungi, Ascomycota, Eurotiomycetes, Eurotiales, Aspergillaceae. Gene Ontology annotation, biological process: RNA processing. Gene Ontology annotation, cellular component: nucleus. Gene Ontology annotation, molecular function: RNA-3'-phosphate cyclase activity. The coding region runs from base 1 to 1449 and encodes 482 amino acids. The transcript has a single exon.